AUGGAGUCGUGUGCAGUUAGAGGAGAACUUCCACUCGGCUUAUCAACAGCUACAAACGGCUCAGAAGAAAGAUCAAUGAACAGGAGAAGAAAAUCACAGUUUCAGACUCAAUACGAGAUUGCGAUCGUCCGUUAUGGAACGAAAAGCAAAAGAAGAUGCCUACGUGGCCAGAGAAAAGUACGAAGAACUAGAGCGAGAAAACCAAGUUCUUGCCUUGAAGUUGAAAACAGUGAAGCACCAGAUUCUGACCUACACGACUCCUGCAGCUCGGGCAGUAACAGCAUCAGCGAUGACGGUGAGUUGUUGCAUUGA
Messenger RNA from Cooperia oncophora, 312 nucleotides. The record is from the annotation of a GenBank genome assembly. NCBI's taxonomy places the organism in Eukaryota, Metazoa, Nematoda, Chromadorea, Rhabditida, Trichostrongylidae.